AUGCGCAUCGCGACAUGGAAUGUCCGAACUAUGAGGACAGGCCUUCCGGAUACCUGCGAAGGUUCACACAGCAUACAAGAUCUACGAAAAACGGCUGUAAUCGAUGCAGAACUUAGCAGACUCCAAAUAAAAAUAUGUGCUCUACAAGAAACCAGACUACCAGAUGAAGGCUCAUUGCGUGAAUCAUCAUACACAUUUUUCUGGAAGGGAAAAUGUCACACUGAUAUUCGUCAGCAGGGAGUUGGUUUUGCGGUCCACAAUGAUUUGUUACCAGCUAUUGAGAGUCCCCAAGGAAUAUCAGAGCGCAUAAUGGUCCUGAGACUCAACACUAUCCAUGGGUUUGCUACUAUCAUCACAGCUUAUGCUCCGACACUAACAUCUUCGGAAGAGACAAAAGACCAAUUCUACAAUCAAUUAGACGAGACAGUAAGUAAAGUGAGUACAGGUGACCGCCUAUAUAUUCUUGGAGACUUUAAUGCCCGAGUGGGCCAGGAUUUCUCCACAUGGCCCAGUUGUAUUGGAUACCAUGGUGUAGGAAAUAUGAAUGAGAACGGUCAAAGACUGCUAGAGUUUUGCUCUGAUCAUCGUCUUUGCGUAACCAAUACAUUCUUUAAGGGUAAAUUAUCACACAGAGUUUCCUGGAAACACCCACGAUCUGGCCAUUGGCAUCAGCUGGACGUCGUGCUCUCCCGUUCCAGGGACCUACGAGAGAUCCUUCACACACGCACUUUUCAUAGCGCUGACUGCGAUACUGAUCACUCGCUAGUGGUUGCACGAGUGGCCAUUGCGCAUAAAAAGAUUCACACUUCUCAUGCUCCGGGUAAAAGAAAGAUAAAUCUUGCUAAUGUGAACAUUGACGAAAACCGUCUAAAAUUUGAGUCUUUAAUUACAGCUGACUUAAACAAUUGGGAUACUGAUGUCUCAAUAACCGUUGAGUGGAAUAAUAUUAAGAAUAUUUUAGCUAGCGGCGCUGGUGAGGCUUUUGGCUACAUGACUACCAAAUCUCAGGACUGGUUUGCAAAUAAUAUCCAACAUCUUCAACCACUAUUAGACGCAAAGCGCGAGGCUGCUCUUAACCAUCGUUUGCACUCCUCUCCUGUGACUGAUAAAAAUCUUCGUACAGCUAAAUCAGCUCUCCAGCGAAGCGUACGAUAUUUCGCCAAUCUAUACUGGACUAAUCUCGGCCUCAGGAUUCAAACGUGUGCCGACAACGGAAAUAUUGGUGGUGUUUACGAGGGUAUCAAACAAGUCCUUGGACCUGUCCCUAAAAAGACAGCCCCCUUAAAGGACGCAGAUGGCUUCUCUAUAACAGAUCCUAGAAAACAACUUGACCGUUGGGUUGAGCAUUACACCGGUCUCUACUCACGUCCUACUAAUCUACACCCGGAUGCUGUUAAUAAUAUGCCUAAACUAGACUUAUGGACUGAGCUAGAUGAUCUACCGUCUAUAGAGGAGUUCAACAAUGCAGUAAACAAACUAAAAUCCGGUAAGAGCCCUGGCUGCGAUGGAACCCAUGCCGAAAUAAUUAAACUCCAGUGUGUAAGACCGAUGCUGUUUAGUCUCCUGCGUAAAUGCUGGGAAGCAGGUGAAGUGCCGCAAGAUAUGCGAGACGCUAAUAUUGUGACCAUAUACAAAGGGAAGGGUGACCGUGGCGACUGCAACUGCUAUCGUGGUAUCUCCCUCCUAAGUAUUGUUGGAAAACUUUUCAGUCGAGUCAUUCAAUCUAGACUCCAAAAGCUUGCGAAUCGAGUAUAUCCGGAAUCUCAGUGUGGCUUUCGCCCCCAGCGUUCUACGACUGACAUGAUUUUUACUCUACGUCAAUUACAGGAGAAGUGUAGAGAGCAGAAGACUCCCUUGUUUGUGGCUUUUGUUGACCUCAACAAAGCCUUCGAUACGGUUAGCCGGGAGGGACUGUACUCAGCACUAGAAAGCAUCGGGUGCCCACCUAAACUUUUGUGCCUGAUAAAAUCAUUCCACGAAAACAUGAAUGGCAUCGUAGUUUUCAACGGCAGUACAUCAGAGCCGUUUAAAGUUUGCAGAGGUGUGCGUCAGGGCUGCGUUUUGGCACCCACCCUGUUUGGAAUAUACUUCUCGCUGAUGCUACGUGCAGCAUUCAGUGAUGACCAUCAAGGCGUUCAUUUACACACUAGAACGGAUGGAAGGCUGUUUAACAUCUCCCUGCUUAAGUCGAAAAAACACCGAGAGGAUCUCUUCGUGGAUAAUCUCCUCUUUGCAGAUGACGCAGCACUACUAGCCAAUUCACCGUGUGAGCUCCAGUCAAUGAUAGACAGGUUUUCACGAGCUUGUUCUCAGUUUGCCAUGACUGUAAAUACCAGCAAGACAGUGAUAUUGUCACAAGGAACUCCUGCGGGGUCGACAGUAUCGCUUAAUGGCACGCCAAUAGUCGAAAUUGACAGAUUUUGCUACCUAGGGUCAACCGUGUCGAACAAUCUCUCGCUUGACUCGGAGAUCGAUAUUCGUAUCGGCAAAGCGGCGACCAUGUUUGGGAAGCUUAAUGAAAAGGUAUGGCGAAACAAACAUCUCACUGUUAAGACUAAGAUGAUAGUGUUCCAAGCUUCCAUCUUGAGCAUUCUUUUGUACGGGGCUGAGACUUGGACGUCAUAUGCCAAACAGGAACGACGAUUAAAUUCCUUCUAUAUGCGCUGCUUACGUAAAAUCUUAGGCAUAACAUGGCAAAACAAGAUCACAAACCAGAAAGUACUCCAAACUGCACAGCUACCUAGCUUGACUACGUUGCUCAAACAGAAACGCCUACGUUGGCUAGGGCAUGUGUACAGGAUGGAGCCUUCUCGGUUGCCAAGGCGCGUUAUGCUAGGUGCAAUCGCCGACGCAAGGAGAGACAUCGGGAGACCUUUGCUCCGCUUUAAGGACUGUGUGAAACGAGACAUGGCUUCUUUCAAGAUUGAUCAUAAUAAUUGGGAGAAGCUCGCUACUAAUCGAUCAGAAUGGCGCAAACUUGUUUCCGAGGGUUGCAGAUCCUGUGAUGAGUCUUGGUUCAGAGUACUCGCAGACAGAAGGAGGAAACGCCAUCAAGACGACUCUGAAUCGGCUUCUGCAAACUUCCCCUGUCCGACCUGCGGAAAAGUGUGUCGAUCCCGCAUUGGACUGUUUGGACACCAAAAACACUGCUCAGGCAACACACCAUAA
Colias croceus (clouded yellow) is the source of this 3168-nucleotide messenger RNA. RefSeq lists its product as uncharacterized. Lineage: Eukaryota; Metazoa; Arthropoda; Insecta; Lepidoptera; Pieridae. Bases 1 to 3168 code for a protein of 1055 amino acids. Gene Ontology annotation, molecular function: catalytic activity. The record is from RefSeq and is a predicted model, not a curated record. The transcript has a single exon.